CCCACAAACUGACAAGGUGGAGUUGGAAGAAAUUACACGAGUGGGAAAAUGAACCCGUCAAAUAGCCUGCUAGAUUUGCAAAUAGCAGCACCACUAAAAUUAUAGGCCUAUCCAUGGAAUACGAUUCUAGUAUCUGUUUCGUUUUCGCAAACGGUCAGCAGAGUUAGCGCUGGCAUGAAUAUAUGCUUAUGACACUUUUUUCCUCCAAAUGUUCAGUAGGCCUAAACACUGCAGAUUAUUAUUAAAUGUUAUAGUUAUUAUUCUAUAAUUAGUGAAAUUACUUUGAUGUAACAACAUUAGCUGACUAAAGUUCCACUUAGAUAUAGGCAGCUGUCUGGGACAAUUAACUUUUACUAAAGUACCGGUAGUCUAAAAAGAUUUGCACAGCUCAUUGUCCUCGGUUGGCCACGGCGUGUCGGAGAGCUAAAUGUGGAAAAAUAGUAUGGCUGUGGGUGAUGCGUUCGGCAGCGGGGGAGAGAUCGAAAAUGCGGAUGUCUUUGCUAAGAGAAAUGGUCGGAUCGAGAGAGCUGCGCGUUGAGUGGAAGGAGAAAGCAAGUGAGAUGGAGGCGGGGGGAAGUUCCCAUCUCUGCGGGGACUGGAGCGCCUGUGCCCUGGACCAGCGGCGCAGUGCUGGCUAACAUUCAACCCAACCCUUGCUCCACAACGAGCUCGACUCACGCUGAGACAGUCUUCACGACCCAUCCUCGCCACACGGCUACAAAAUCUGGUUUACCCCGUGUUCAACGACAGCUGAAAGAAAAGUCGGGGUGAACAGAACCGUUUCACGGUAAAAUAAAGUACAGAUGAAUGGAGAAAUGGACCCGUCCACUAAAGACCAAGGUGAGAUCAUAGUCAAUCAACGUGAGAUCAUAGUAGUCAAUCAAGUGUGGACGCAGGACGACCUUUUGAAUCUGCUAGAGGCCAUGAAAGUCAAUCUUCCCCAGAAGGACCUGGCCAAGUACAAGACGUCGGAGUCCCAUCUGGACUGGGAGAAGGUGGCCUUCAACUCAUUCACAGGAGAGAUGUGCAAACAGAAGUGGAACGAGGUCUCCAAAGUGAUCCGUAAAUUCCGCACAUUAACAGAGCUGAUUUUCGAUGCCCAAGACUUCAUCAAGAACCCGUAUAAGGGCAAGAAGCUGAAGAAGCAUCCAGAUUUCCCCAAAAAGCCCCUGACGCCAUAUUUCCGCUUCUUCAUUGAGAAGAGGGCCAAGUAUGCCAAGCUGCACCCUGAGAUGAGCAACCUAGACCUCACCAAGAUCCUCUCCAUGAAAUACAGAGGGCUGCCUGACAAAAAGAAGAAAAAAUAUCUAGAAGACUUCCAGAAAGACAAAGAAACGUUUGGGCACAGCAUGUCAAAGUUCAGGGAGGACCAUCCCGACCUGGUGGAGAGCAUGGCAAAGAAAGGUUCUAAUGUACCAGAGAAACCCAGGACGCCUCAGCAGCUAUGGUACAGCCACGAGAAGAAGGCCUUCCUCAAAACGCAUGCAGACGCGACCACCAAAGACAUUAAAGAUAGUCUUGGGAAGCAGUGGACACAGCUGUCAGACAAAAAGAGACUCAAGUGGAUUGCUAAGUCCCUGGAGAUGCACAAAGCAUAUGAGGAGGUGAUGAAGGGCUUCAUUGAGACGCACCCAGAGCUCAACAUGAGCAACGAGGACAUCGUCAAGUCCACCCUCACCAAGGCUGAGAGACAUCUGAAGGACAAAUCUGAUGGCAGGCCGGACAAACCACCUCCGAAUGGUUACUCCAUGUUCUGUGCUGAGUUGAUGUCCAGUAUGAAGGACGUGCCCAGUACAGAGCGCAUGGUCAUGUGCAGCCAGCAGUGGAAGCUGCUGAAACAGAACGAGAAGGACGCCUACCAGAAACGCUGCGAGCAGAGAAAGAAAGAAUACGAAGUCGAGAUGAACCGGUUUCUUUGUAGUAUAUCAGAGGAGGAGCAGCAGCGUGUGCUGGGGGAGCAGAAGAUGAUUGGCUUUAAGAAGGGCAGCGGGGGAAGCAAAAAGAAGAGCAGAGCAAAGCCUAGUCCAGAGAAGCCCAAAAGGCCCAUCUCGGCCAUGUUCAUCUUCUCUGAAGAGAAACGGCCCAAGCUGCAGCAGGAGCGACCAGACCUGUCUGACAGUGAGCUCACCAGGCUGCUGGCACGCAUGUGGAACGAGCUCUCAGAUAAGAAGAAGGAGAAGUACAAGCGUCUUGAGACGGUCCUGAAGGCAGAGUCUGUGAAGAAGGGACAAGAGGAGCGCAGCCGGCUGCCAGACACCCCCAAGACUGCACAGGACAUCUGGCAGCAGAGCGUCAUAGGAGACUACCUGGCCAGGUUCAAGAACGACCGGCCAAAAGCCCAGAAAGCCAUGGAAGCCACUUGGAACACCAUGGAGAAGAAGGAGAAGAUCAUGUGGAUCAAGAAGGCAGCUGAGGACCAGAAACGAUAUGAGAGGGAACUGAGUGAGAUGCGCUCUCCUGCCACCAUCAUUGCCUCAGGGAAGAAGAUGAAAUUUGACGGUGAACCCAAGAAACCCCCAUCGAAUGGCUACCAGAAGUUCUCUCAGGAGAUGCUGUCCAACGGGGAGCUGAACCACCUCCCUAUGAAGGAGCGCAUGGGGGAGAUCGGGGGCCGCUGGCAGAGGCAGCCGCAGAAGGAGAAGGACCGCUACAAGAAGAUCGCUGAGGAGAAACAGAAGCUGUACAAAGUAGAGCUGGAGCGGUGGCUAGCGAGCUUGUCCUCACAAGAAAGAAACACGUACAAGGAGUACAACUCACAAAAAAGAAAAACCCCAGCAAAACCAGGAGGCACUGCAGCCAAAGUUAAGGCCAAGGUAACCAAGAAGUCGGACACAGAGGAUGAGGAUGAUGAUGAUGAGGAGGAAGAGAAGGAGGCUGCCUCAUCAGAUAACGAUUCAUCCAGUGCAGAGGACAGUGAGGAGGAAGACGACGACGAUGAUGACGACAAUAAUGAGGAAGACGAUGAUGACGAUGAGGAGGCGGAGGAUAAGGAGAACAAGUCAGAGGGGAGUAGCAGCAGUGAUUCGAGCUCAGUGGCGACGUCGGACUCUGAUUCAGACUGAAACACUGGUCCGUUGUGACCCAAGAGAGACUGAGCAGCGCUGAGCUGAGCCAAGAGUCCAGGGAGCGCUGACACUGUGCUGACCCUGCUCUCCUCACCACCCACCACCAGAGGGAGCCCCUGCACCACCAUGUCCAUUUCUCACACGCUUUCUCUCUCCUGUGUUUCUUCAUUGUGUUCUGUACAAGGAGGGUGAAGACCCUAACACCACCACAUCAUGCCCAUCAUCUGUUAUUCCUUCAACCCCGCCUUGACCUGCUCCCCUGCCCACAAAACGCUGGGUUCAGGUGGGUCCAAUCUAAAGCGCGUUGGGACAUUUGGCUUCCUUUCUACAUUCUGUGGCUAAUAGGUUUCUAAAUAGCUAUUUUUGGGUGACUGUUGAUUUUGGCCCCAUCCUGCUUUGUCAGUGUAAGUCUGUGUCAGAUACUAGAGGCCACGGUUACAAAGGAGGAAGGUUGGGUAGUGGGGAGUUGUGAACAGGCCUCCUAGAGCCAAAGAACCUAUCUAUCUGUCUGGGGGGUUAUUUUGGGGUGGGGGGUGCAGGGGACCAAAUAAUUGCACUCUUGAGAAAUGUUUCCUUUAGUCUUUGGUUCUUCAGCGCCUCUCAACUUUCUUUCUACUCUCAAUUUGUAUGUUUUUAUUAUUAGGUUCUUAACGAGGUGGUAUCUUCAGGAAAAAUUAAGCCAUUAUGAAUGUCUCUUUUUGUUGCUGGAAAUUUAGAGGAGAUGUAUUCAUCCACAGUUUCAGUUAGAUUUGGAUGCAUUUAGAAACAUGCCUUUUACCUGCCUUUGACAGGUGUUCAAGUUCAAAGGUGACUGACAGUCUAUUUAUUUAUUCUACAUAGAAAUGCAUCCAACCUUUUUUGGGGACAAUUUCAAGGGUCUUUGUGGAGCAAGUCCAAGACAAUUCUGUUUGACUCAUGUUGGUUCUCAUGUUGAUUUUCCAGUUUAGAUUUGUUCAUCCACUGGCCUGUUGGAACAGUAUAAAUAAUGAAUGUUUCUUAGUGGUAUCAAAGGAAUUUAUCGUUAAUCGACACACUUGGUUGUUAUUUUUGCCCGGACUGGAGAUAUGAGAUUUAAUUCCAAGUAUGUUUUAAACAGACUAUGUUGUACAAUUUAAUAUUGGUGUUGAUUUCUUCCUUGAACCACUGUUUUACACUUCUAUUUGAUGUAUAGGUGAUUUAAUGAAUUUGUUUUAAUAAUGUUGAGGGCUGUGGUCAGUUCCAUUUGAAAUCAGGGAUGGAUUGAAAUGGAUCCAUUUAGUUAUUUAAUUCAAAUUAAAUUGACCCCUACCCCGAUAUUCUUUUAGUCUGAUUAUCCCAAAAAAGCUUUGCACUUAAUGAAAGCCUGUCCCAUACUUCCUGUGUUCAACAGUCAUCUGUUCAGCCCCUACGUUUGUGUGAGAGCGACUGCAUUGGUGUGUGUUGUCUGCAUCCUGUGUUUGACUGUGGCUGCUGUUCGAUUAUCUACCCUCCUCCAUGUGUGUACUUCUCCACUCCCCAAGGAUGAAAAAACAUUUGCUUGGUGUGAGAAUGGGCUAGACGGAGUUCCCAAAAUGUUUCUUACACCAGUCGCAUGCUUUUAAAUCCUUGAGGGGCAGUGAACUAGUUUGCACUUAGCGGAGAAGGGUACAGAACCGGACUGCAACCUGUGAAGGAUGUAUGUGCCUGCGUGGGUGUAGGAGGCACUUCUCAUCCCAUUACCACACAAACACCUUGAAUGUAGAUGUUUUUUAUGCCCUUUUCUCAAAAUGAUUGAAGCCGAGUCAUGUCUGCUCAGUGUGGUCCUGUUGCUGACCAGCACAAGGACAUAUUUGUUAGACGACCCACGGGACAGGUUAUGUCAUAAGUUUAACUUGUUUCCAGGACAGUACAAUCGGUUAAUAAUGGCCCCAGUUUUAAAUGGGACUGAGUUUGUCCAUUUCUACAUCUCAUAAUUGUUGACUGAAUAAUACCAGCAUGUUGGGCUAUAUAUGAUUUGGUGAAGGAAAUGUUAUGCAGGGUGGGAUACUGGAUUUGGGGAAAGGCGUUGCCAAUGGGGAUACAACAUACUGUUGUAUGGUAUUUGUAAAUAUUGCUUUUUUGUAUUGUGUGGAAAUACUUUGAUUUGUACUUUGAUUUGGCAAAGUCUUGUCAGUGGCUCCAUCUGAGGCGUGAGUCCAUUGCUUGCAGGGGAAAAGUUUUUGAUUGUAUUUGUCCGUUUUAGUUAUUACAUCUCUCCCCAUGUUUCUUUGUAUAAAUGACUAAAUGAGAGCAAAGGCUUUACAGAUUUGUACUGCUGAUCAUUUGACACAUUUUUGAUGUUUUCUAUAGCUGAGGGUGUUCUUAUGUCCCUGCUAUUUAAGUAUUUGACAAAUAAACUUGGUCUUUAACAAAGUA
This is a messenger RNA of Coregonus clupeaformis (lake whitefish), 5438 nucleotides long. Its product is annotated as nucleolar transcription factor 1. The transcript has 22 exons. The coding region runs from base 804 to 3062 and encodes 752 amino acids. Lineage: Eukaryota; Metazoa; Chordata; Actinopteri; Salmoniformes; Salmonidae. The record is from RefSeq and is a predicted model, not a curated record.